GUAGAGAAGUUAUGUGUUAAACAGAGAUUAUUGAUAUGAUUUUAUUUAUUUGUUUGUUAAAGAAAAAAAGAGUUAUAUAUUAGCAAGGAAAAGCCUAACAUGGAAACUAGCUGGAAGCAGCAUUUGGUAGGUUGCCAUGGUAACACAGCUUCCCUUGGGAGAAAAGGGGCGUGGCUAAGAUGACAGUUGGAGCAUAUUCCCUUUUAAAAGUGGAGUUGCUGUGAGGGUUUUAAAAAGGAGUGGCUGUUAGGGGUUUGAGAAGAAGAGUUGCGGUUAGGUUUUGGAAAGAUUAGGAGCUGGGGAAAUCAGCUAAGGACGGCAGCUUAUGGUCACUCAGGGGAAAGGCUGGGAAUAUAAGCUGACCAGGGGAGUUUAGUAUACUGUGUUGAAGAGAAGUUAUUUAAGAAAUAUCCAUUCAAGAAAGACUACAUUGUAACUUAAGAUCCGGAACGUUUACUGAUUGAAACCAUACGCUUAUGUACCAAAAAUAAACUUGAAUUUUGUUAUUGUUCAUAAAGAUAAGUCUCCUUGCCUCUCUGUAAGCCUGUUACCUCACGUUGGUGGCAGUUACCGUACCUAUCUAUAUAAGUUACCGUACUUUCCUAUAUAAGUUACCCUCUUUACUCAUUUAAACCCAAUCAGUUCCGUUAUCCUUCCUUAUCCACUAAAUCAUCCCUGUCAUACAUUCACACAUCCUCCAUCCCUCCCUCUCACACGUGCACACAUCUCCUGAAUUGGAGGCAGCAGUGGGAUUUAAAGACAAAGAUUUCCCCUGCCUGAGUUGAGUACCACAAAUUGGGCUCUCUUCAAUUGGGGGCAGCGGUGGGAUCAAAAGGAUUCCAUCCCUGUCACCUCAGUUCUCUUCAAUUGGUGGCAGCGGUGGGAUAGAAAAGGAUUCCAUCCCUGUCACCUCAGUCCUCUUCAAUUGGUGGCAGCGGUGGGAUUCAGAAAAAGAUUCCUUCCCUGCCUCACCUCUCUUCAAUUGGUGGCAGCGGUGGGAUCAAAAGGAUUCCAUCCCUGUCACCUCAGUCCUCUUCAAGUGGUGGCAGCGGUGGGAUAGAAAAGGAUUCCAUCCCUGUCACCUCAGUCCUCUUCAAUUGGUGCCAAGCGGCGGGAUACGUUUAACAUCUCAAACUAAGUGCCUUGAGACCGCAUAGUAAGAAAUCGUGAGGUAAAAUUUAAGGAAAAUGGCUACUAGACUACAAAAGAAAUUAGCAGGAGAGGCUAGUGAAUACCAAGGAGAUAGUUCGGACUCUGAGCAAACCCCUGAGACAAGGGAAACCCUUAAAUAUAAAAUUGAAUUGAGAAAAUUAGAAUUGGAGGAUAAGCAAAGAGAAAGGGAGGAUAAGCAAAGAGAAAGGGAGGAUAAGCAAAGAGAGAGAGAAUGGGAGGAAAAACGAUGGCAACUGCAGAAGGAUACAGAAAUAGAACUGAAACGAAUGGAAUUACAAAAAGCCAGUCAGACUGAGGAAAAGGAGAGAGAGUUGAGAAUGAGGGAAUUGGAAUUGGAAAAAGAGAAAUUGGCACUGUCUCAACCACACAUUAUUAACCAAGAAGGGAAUGGUAGGACUGAAGCGUCUGAUCUACUUCUGAAGAGAUUCCCAAAGUUUAAUAAAGAUGAUGAUGUGGAAAAGUUUUUGAUUUCUUUUGAGAGGUGCUGCAGAGAUUUUGAAAUUGAUGAAGGAAAAUGGAUGCUUUAUUUAAGACCCCAAAUUUGUGGGAAAUUGUUAGAAAUAUAUGGUGAUGUACCUGAAGAGUCACACCGAGAUUAUAAUUUCUUUAAAAAGCAGGUACAACAGAAAUUGCAACUCACACCUGAGUUUUAUCGUUUAAAAUUCAGAUCUCUGAGGAAAGAAAAGCACCAAAGCUUCGCACAAGUAGCUUCAAAACAGGCUCAAUUAUUUGAUAGUUGGCUCAGAACCUCAGAAGUGGAAACUUUUCAACAGCUGAGGGAAUUAAUUAAGUUGGAACAACUGUUUCAAUUAGUGCCCUCAGAUUAUCGGUGGUUAGUUCAAGACAGAAAGCCAUCAACUGCCAAUGAAGCGGCUUCAAUGACAGACCAAUUAAUCACUCUGAGGGAAGGAUUUAGGAACGAUGAGGGACUAAGUGAGAGAAGGCAGAAUAAACCGCCAUUUUUCAAUUAUCAAACACACACACAAUACAAAAAGACGCCUGCCAUAGAAAACACCGCCUACAGGAGGCCUGAGGUAAUUAAUCAGACCAAACCUGAGGUAAAAGCAAGGUGCUAUCAGUGUGGGAAGUCUGAUCAUCUAAAAUACCAAUGUCCUCUUUUAAGAAGAGAUAAAACAUCCUUCUUUAUGAAUAAAGAGCCCAAAGAAAAUACUCUUAAUAGGGAUAUUAAGUUGCUAAGCAGUACUGAAACAGUUCCUAGGGAGAAACAAUGUUUAUUUAUUUUAUCCGAUGAUUUUUCUGAAGAUUAUUUUGAGCCUAUCACUAUUGUGAACCAACAAAAACAAGGUUGGAGGGAUACAGGAUCCCAGGUGUGUGUUAUCCACCCAAAAUCGGUACCUCAGAAAUAUCAAAAGCCCACCUCUGAGAUAAAUCUAAAGGGUUUGGGACCAGCUGUACCAGCUGAGGUAGUAUCUCUCCCAAUUGAAUACAAUGGAUGGAAAGGGAUCUGGGACUUUGCAAUUAGUUCAGAUAUCCCUCAUGAAUGUUUAAUCGGCAAUGACCUAGCUAGACAAGUUAAGAACUGGAAAAAGUUGUGUGAGAAGAAGGAAAAUUACAACAGAAGCCCUAUUCAGGAAGCAGUGUGCUUACCUAUUCAACCGGAAUCUGAACAGGGUCCAGAAUCCAGUUCCACCAUUACCGAAAUUGUUAGUAAAACAGGGGGAGUUCAAGAAAUUAAACAAGCUCAGGAGGAAGAUGAAUCCCUGAAGCCUUUGUUUAAGCAAGCUGAAAGUUUACCAGAAUCAGCAGGAGAACUACCCAAUAAAUUUGUCACAAAAGAUGGUGUGUUUUACAGAGAAAGCAAAAGUGUGGAAUCAGAAGAAAGGUCAGAAAUACAUAGUCAGAGUUUCACUGAAAUUGAAAGGCAAGCGCAGGUGGCUGAGAAACUGAAGGAGCAACAGGCUGCGGAGUACAAGAAGCAAGCAGAUGAAGCCUUAGUGGCCUCCAUGAGACUGACGUAUCAAGAGCUACACGUUGAUCGGAAAAAGGAGGAGAAAAAACUUCAAAACCUGGAAGGGAAGAAGUGGGAACAGGCAGAGCGGCUGGGCAUGGGCUUGGUGUCCAGGAGCUCUAUUUCUCACUCUGUCCUCUCUGAGAUGCAAGUGAUAGAACAAGAAACGCCAGUGACUACAAAGUCCACACAGUCCCAGCUAGAUCUCUUUGAAGACAUCGGAAGCUUCACAUCUGGACCACCAAAGUACAAAGAUAAUCCUUUUUCAUUAGGCGAUGCCUUCAGCUCACAGUGGGAGACAGACAACUCCUCUUGGGAAAUGAACAAAGGGGAAGAGGAGGCAGACAUUGCCAUCUCCAGCAUCCGGCCUAUUGGUGACAGACCCAUUAACAGAAGAGAGACAGAGAGCAAGAUAUCAGUAGUGGAGUCCAAUGAAGCUCAGCAGAAGUUUGCAGGGGCCAAAGUCAUCUCAUCUGAUAUGUUCUUUGGACGGGAAGCUGAUACAGUUCCAGUGGCUGAAUAUUUGACCGAUCUUCAGUCAACAAUGAGAGUGGCAAGAGACAUCGCACAAGAACAUCUAGCUGUAGCCCAGCAGAGACAGAAGAGCUACUAUGACAGGUCAGCCAAACCAAGAAGCAAGCGGAGGUUAUUUUUCGAUGGAGAGAGUGGUAAAGACCCUGACGUGAUGGGGAUUGGUAGUUUUAACCAUCAACCGUUUACUUUCAAGAUUCUACAAAAAUGCUUGGACUAUGUUUCGCAGGACUUCUUAAAUGACUCUUGGAAGUUUCGCAAAAAGACAUUUUGGGACAGAGAGAGUUCAUUGUGUUGCUGGGAAGGACGAGUGUAAUUAUCCCCAACAACAUGUUAACCUCUGGAAUGCUCCGCAGAAGGAAACAUCGAUGAACUGUGCCAGGUGGCAUGAAGAAGAUCCCUAUGAAAUGUACUGAGUAUCGGAAGAUGUUUAGUCCAGUGUAUAAAUAAAGACUUGGGGAAUAACCCUGAAUGAAAAUUAAACUGUUACAAAUAUGAUUUAUGGAAAAUGUAUUUUUAAAAUGUCUUUUGAUUUGAGGUUGUGAAUCUUAACAAUGGGAAAGAUGACCAAUACGUUUAUGGUUUGUAUGUUGAAUGGUGACAAUGCCAUGACUGUAUGGUAAGAUAUGGACAUGUUAUGUGUAUAUGCAACAGUGAAGGUUUGUAUUUUAUGAUUUAUGUAUUGUAUCUAACUUUGUGUUUUAUUUCAGGAAUACUGUUGUGUAUGUAUAUAUGUAUUUAUUAAUUAUUUUUGCCCAUUCUAGGCAUAGAAAAGGCAAAAAUAAUCUUUCUUAGGGGGGAGGUGUAAGGAUGUUAUGAGUUAAUGGGAAUUAUUGAUAUGAUUUUAUUUGUUUAUUAAAAGGAAAAAGGGGAAUUAUGUAUUGAUGAAGACAGGUCUCACAUGGAAGCCAGCUGUGUUCAGCGGGUUGCCAUGGCAACGUAACCUCUCUCUGGAGGAAAAAGGGGGCGUGGCUAAGAUGACAGUUGGAGCAUAUUCCCUUUUAAAAAGUUCAGUUGCUGUGAGGGUUUUAAAAGGAGUGGCUGUUAGGGGUUUGAGAAGAAGAGUUGCGGUUAGGUUUUGGAAAGAUUAGGAGCUGUGGAAAUCAGCUAAGGACGGCAGCUUAUGGUCACUCAGGGGAAAGGCUGGGAAUAUAAGCUGACCAGGGGAGUUUAGUAUACUGUGUUGAAGAGAAGUUAUUUAAGAAAUAUCCAUUCAAGAAAGACUACAUUGUAACUUAAGAUCCGGAACGUUUACUGAUUGAAACCAUACGCUUAUGUACCAAAAAUAAACUUGAAUUUUGUUAUUGUUCAUAAAGACAA
Messenger RNA from Anolis carolinensis (green anole), 4993 nucleotides. RefSeq lists its product as uncharacterized. Bases 1188 to 3989 code for a protein of 933 amino acids. The transcript has a single exon. Lineage: Eukaryota; Metazoa; Chordata; Lepidosauria; Squamata; Anolidae. Gene Ontology annotation, molecular function: nucleic acid binding; zinc ion binding. The record is from RefSeq and is a predicted model, not a curated record.